UAGAAUAAACUACACACUAGUUGUUGUCACAACGCUGUGUGGGUUGGAUGCCGUUUGUAGAGUCAAUGAAUAGCGUUGUUCAAAACUCCAGCUACAUACGCAUCUUGACCUAAUUUAUUUAAUAACAAGAGAAUUGUUCCUAUAAGUGAAAGUGUAAUUCAUAAUUCCUUAUUAAUUUUAAAUGUAAAAGCACACAAAAAUGUCCGCCUUCAACGUGGUGUUCGGUUGCGUAAUGGCACUUCUAAUAAUUUUGUUUACAAUUAGCUCUAUAGCUAGAUAUUAUAUAAAGUUUACACUCUUUAUUGUGCUUUCACUAAUAUUCGCAUCGGUUCCUUUGCCGCUAAUGUUCUUCAGACCCUUCAGUCCAAAAAAUGCUCUUAUACCAGCAUAUUUCUUGCGACUAACAGCUCGUUUCCUUGGGAUCCGCUGGACGGUUCAAGGACUUGAGAAUGUGGAUGAUUCUCGUGGCGCUGUAGUUUUAUUAAACCAUCAGAGUAGUUUGGAUUUGUAUGUAUUGGCAGUGCUAUGGCCGCUUAUGGAGCGGUGCACAGUGGUUGCCAAGCGUUCUCUCCAGUACUCCGUUCCCUUCGGCACAGCCACCUGGAUGUGGGGAACCGUCUUUAUAGAUCGCGGCGCACAAUCCGCCCGUUCUGUUCUCAACAAACAAACUGACGCCAUCAAAUGUCAUAAGCGGAAAUUAUUACUAUUUCCCGAGGGCACGCGGCACGGAGGUGACAAGCUUCUGCCCUUCAGGAAGGGAGCGUUCCACGUGGCUUUAAAUGCAGAGGCUCCGAUCCAACCAGUCGUUGUAUCAAAAUAUCAUUUCUUGGAUUCCGAUCGCCACCGAUUUGGAUCAGGUGAAAUUAUAAUAACGAUUCUGCCACUGAUAGAAACGAAGGGUCUGACCAAGGAUGACAUCGAUGCUUUGGUGGAGACAACCCAGGCUAAAAUGCAAGAGGAAUUUACAAACACGUCAGCCGAGACGUAUUCGAGGCUCUCUCUUAAGAGUAAUUGAAAGGUAGUUGUAAAAUUUAACGGGGCUGUGAUAAUGUUCGUGGUACUAAAAUAGAAAUAUUCGUUGUAAUCCAUGUACACAUUUAAUAUACAAAUAAAUUAUUAUUAUUAUAA
This is a messenger RNA of Danaus plexippus (monarch butterfly), 1128 nucleotides long. RefSeq names its product 1-acyl-sn-glycerol-3-phosphate acyltransferase alpha-like. Gene Ontology annotation, molecular function: 1-acylglycerol-3-phosphate O-acyltransferase activity. Gene Ontology annotation, cellular component: endoplasmic reticulum; membrane. Bases 200 to 1015 code for a protein of 271 amino acids. The record is from RefSeq and is a predicted model, not a curated record. NCBI's taxonomy places the organism in Eukaryota, Metazoa, Arthropoda, Insecta, Lepidoptera, Nymphalidae. Gene Ontology annotation, biological process: phosphatidic acid biosynthetic process. The transcript has 8 exons.